Molecule: messenger RNA, 705 nt
Organism: Penaeus monodon (black tiger shrimp)
Lineage: Eukaryota; Metazoa; Arthropoda; Malacostraca; Decapoda; Penaeidae
Product: carboxypeptidase B-like
Exons: 8
Biological process (GO): proteolysis
Molecular function (GO): metallocarboxypeptidase activity; zinc ion binding
Source: RefSeq, a predicted model, not a curated record
AUGCAUCCGACCUCCCAGCUCAACACAGGAACCGGUACAACCAUAUUAGCAGUGGCCCAGGAUAAGCUGACUCAGUUCAUACAAACAUUAACGGAUUCCGGCGUGGCCUUCCAAACCAAGAUACAAGAUCUCUCCCAAUUGUUCUUAUCACCUCUUACGUACGACAUGACAAGGCGUCUCCCGAGAGGUGACGCAACCUUUGAUCGCUACAUGUACUACCAAGAGAUCGUGUCCUACAUCGAAGGGCUGUCCUCCAGGUACUCAAAUAAGGUUCAGGUUGACAAGAUUGGCCAGAGCGUCGAGGGCAGACCUAUAUAUCUCAUUACAAUCAACAAGAAAACCAAAACCCGAAAAGUCGACAAACCUGUUAUAUUCAUAGAAGCAGGGGCGCACGCGAGGGAGUGGGUGUCCCCGGCCUCGGCGCUGUACCUGGUGGAGCGCCUGCUGGAGAGUCCGUCCCUCCUGCGCAAUGCCGAGUGGCGCGUCGUCCCGCUGCUCAACCCCGACGGCUACGUCUACUCCUGGAACCAUGACCGACUGUGGAGGAAGAACCGCGCCCCUUCAUCUGUUCCCGAAUGCUUUGGCGUUGACUUGAACCGAAACUUUGACUUCUACUGGGGAGGAGUUCAGGCCAGUAUGGACCCAUGCUCUGACCUCUACCAGGGCUCAAACCCGUUCAGUGAGCCUGAGACCAGAGCGAAUAAU